Molecule: messenger RNA, 1157 nt
Organism: Rattus norvegicus (Norway rat)
Lineage: Eukaryota; Metazoa; Chordata; Mammalia; Rodentia; Muridae
Source: RefSeq, a predicted model, not a curated record
UGAGGGAAGAGCUCGCGCCAGGUAAGACUCGGCCGAGAGUCUCGGGGCUUGGCGGCCCGGCUCUUUCCGCGUAGACUGGGACGUGUGUCGGGCUUCCGCACGGCCGCUUCGGGGGCCUUAGAAGGCGGGCGGAAUUUGAGGUAGACGCUGCGCCGUCAUCAUGGGCAAGGGGGACCCCAACAAGCCGCGGGGCAAGAUGUCCUCGUACGCCUUCUUCGUGCAGACCUGCCGGGAGGAGCACAAGAAGAAGCAUCCCGACUCGUCGGUCAACUUCGCCGAGUUCUCGAAGAAAUGUUCGGAGAGAUGGAAGACCAUGUCUGCCAAGGAAAAGUCGAAGUUUGAGGAUUUGGCCAAGAGCGACAAAGCUCGUUAUGACAGGGAGAUGAAGAACUAUGUUCCUCCCAAAGGUGAUAAGAAAGGAAAGAAAAAAGAUCCAAAUGCUCCCAAGAGACCACCGUCUGCCUUCUUCCUGUUUUGCUCUGAACAUCGCCCAAAGAUCAAAAGUGAACACCCCGGCCUGUCUAUUGGAGAUACUGCAAAGAAACUGGGGGAGAUGUGGUCUGAGCAAUCUGCCAAAGAUAAACAACCGUAUGAGCAGAAAGCAGCUAAACUAAAGGAGAAGUAUGAAAAGGAUAUUGCUGCAUACCGUGCCAAGGGCAAAAGUGAAGUAGGAAAGAAGGGUCCUGGUAGGCCAACAGGCUCAAAGAAGAAGAAUGAACCAGAAGAUGAGGAAGAGGAGGAGGAGGAGGAAGAUGAUGAAGAUGAAGAGGAGGAAGAUGAGGAUGAAGAAUAAGUAUCUGUCCUAAAGUGUGGAGUAUAUGUGCUCAGGCAAUUAUUUUGCUAAGAAUGUGAAAUUCAAGUGCAGCUCAACAUUAGCUUCAGUAUAAAAACUGUACAGAUUUUUGUAUAGCUGAUGAGAUUCUUUGUAGAGAAAAUACUUUUUAAAAAGGGUUUGUAGCUUUUUCAGGGGCUACAACGUACAGUUAGAUUUAAAGCUUUUGAUGUUGAAUGUUUCUAAAUAUUUAAUGGUUUCUUUAAUUUCUUAUGAUAGCAAAAAAAAAACUUCAUAGGAAUUUGUAUUACCAGUAAAAGAAUUUUUUUUUUUAGGAUGUUGCAUUUUUGUUUUUUUUAAAUUUGUAAUAAAAUAAUGUAUAUUA